Molecule: messenger RNA, 459 nt
Organism: Miscanthus lutarioriparius
Lineage: Eukaryota; Viridiplantae; Streptophyta; Magnoliopsida; Poales; Poaceae
Source: the annotation of a GenBank genome assembly
AUGGUGGAGGCUGGCGCGAGCUUCAUGGAUAAGGUCGAGGCGGCGGCGGACGACGUCGUCGUCGUCGACGGGGCGAGCGUGGGCGUCGGGGACGCAGGGAAGGAGGGUGAGGAGGAGACGGCGCCCGUGGAGCCCCUGCCGGAGCCUCCCGACGACGGCGGGCCCGUCGCGUGGCCCAUGCCGGACUUCUGCCCUCUCACGAUCGAUGGGGCGCUGAAGGAGUCGUUCCUGGAGACCGCGCGGAAGGACGCGGCGGAGAUGGAGCGGCCUGCGCGGGAGGAGGCGGAGGCGGAGGCGGAGGAAGCGCUCAGCCCGGACUCGCGGCCGUCGAGCAGCAAGCGCCACCGCGCCGGCACCGCCUCGCCGUCGUCCCGGAGCAGCCCCUACCGCAACAUCCUGCAGGUGUUCCAGCAGUGCAGGCAGGACGUCGUCGGGCAGACUCCCACCAAGAACUACUGA